ACAGGUUUUCGACCUCAUAAAGAUGGCGGCUCGCUUCUCCAAGCUUGUGUCUGUUUGGAGAAAAGUAGGAAGUUUUCUAGUAAAUUCUGUUAUCAUAAGCCAGACAACGACGUGGGACACCAAAAUGGACACAGACACAACUAUGAAGUUGGAGUUUGCAGUGCAGAUGACGUGUGACAGUUGUGCAGAAGCUGUCCGAUCUGCUCUGGAAGGAAAACCAGGAGUACAGUCGGUGAGCGUUGACAUGGGGAAGGGGGAGGUUCUGGUUGAGUCCACCCUGACGUCUCACCAGGUUCAGAGUCUUAUAGAGAGUUCGGGACGCAGGGCGGUGCUGAAGGGCAUCGGGGGACCAGAACAGGACCUGGGUGCAGCGGUAGCCAUGAUAGGCGGUAGCGGUUGUGUUCAGGGGGUGGUGCGCUUCCUGCAGCUGUCCCAGGAUCGCUGUUUGAUCGACGGGACCAUCGAUGGCCUGGAACCUGGCGCUCACGGCCUCCACGUCCACACGCUGGGAGACCUCACACAGGACUGCCAGAGUUGUGGAGAACACUAUAACCCCCAUGGGAGACAACAUGGCGCCCCACGGGACCCAGAGAGGCAUGUAGGGGAUCUGGGGAACAUUGUAGCUGGACCAGACGGCAGAGCCUCUUUUAGACUAGAGGACCCUCAGCUGAAGGUGUGGGAGGUCAUCGGCCGUUCCCUGGUGGUGGAUGAGGGUGAGGAUGACCUGGGAAGGGGAGGACACUCCCUCUCCAAACUAACCGGGAACUCCGGUCAGAGGCUGGCCUGCGGGAUCAUAGCUCGCUCCGCGGGCUUGUUCCAGAACGCCAAGCAGAUCUGCGCGUGCGACGGGGUGACGCUGUGGGAGGAGCGGGACCGACCGCUGGCCGGGACGGGCCGCAGCAAGACCACCACCAACACGCCCGCUGCUCACCUAUGAUGGCAGACAAAAGAUAACUUUUCAAUACAUCUCGCAACGGGGAAAACAUUGACUCUUUAAUGAAACAUUAAAACCAGCCUGAAUUUGUCGAAUGUGAAAUUGCUUUAGCACUUUGUUUUGUGCACAUACAGUCAAACUGUUUUCGUUUUUUUGCAACAGGAUCUCUGUCAUGAAUAUAGCUCGUUAGUGCCACCCAUUGUUUCAGGCUGUCUUUUUUGUGCCUAGAGUAUACCGCCCUGAAUGGUAAACCUUACUGAUAAUGCUCUUGUUAAGAUGCACAGGGAGAGUGGGAGAGGUGAAGUAGGAGAAUGAGGUUGAGGAAGAAAGACCCAAUUGUUUGUCAAUCAUCCCCUUUUAAGUUGUCAUUCUGCUAAGCUCGGUGAUGAGAAGUCUGACCGAAAGAACAGAAUAGGAUAUUAACUAGACAUAGUCUUGAUGUUAAGUCAAAAUUAGGGUUUCAAUACUUUGUUGAAAAAAUGUAAUAGCUUUUUUUUUCUUCAAUCAAGCAGUCAGUGUUUUAAUUCCUUUUUGGGUCAGUGUGAAACGUUCGGUUUUAUCUCAAAUGCUUUGUCAAGCGAAUGUCAGGCCCUCCAAAUCUGUUAGUUAAGAUUGCAGUUCGUUUAGCACUUGCUUUCAAGUAGCCCAUUGACCUGAGUCACCAUUUGAAUCUAUGUAACCUGUGUUGUAAUGUAAAGUGCACAAUAAGGGAUCAAUAUAUAUUGUCACCAUUGUUUUUCUAAAUAUGAUUUGCAAUAAAUGGCAUCAAUUGCUCUUUG
Messenger RNA from Esox lucius (northern pike), 1713 nucleotides. RefSeq names its product copper chaperone for superoxide dismutase (gene ccs). Gene Ontology annotation, biological process: removal of superoxide radicals. The transcript has 8 exons. Gene Ontology annotation, molecular function: copper ion binding. The coding region runs from base 23 to 937 and encodes 304 amino acids. The record is from RefSeq and is a predicted model, not a curated record. NCBI's taxonomy places the organism in Eukaryota, Metazoa, Chordata, Actinopteri, Esociformes, Esocidae.